Lampris incognitus (smalleye Pacific opah) is the source of this 4971-nucleotide messenger RNA. It is a transcript of the gene skic3, whose product is annotated as SKI3 subunit of superkiller complex. The record is from RefSeq and is a predicted model, not a curated record. The transcript has 41 exons. The coding region runs from base 34 to 4797 and encodes 1587 amino acids. Gene Ontology annotation, molecular function: protein binding. Gene Ontology annotation, cellular component: Ski complex. NCBI's taxonomy places the organism in Eukaryota, Metazoa, Chordata, Actinopteri, Lampriformes, Lampridae.
AGGAAAGCCAAAUUGCCGUUUGCGAACAGUUAAAUGGUUGCUGAUUCAGCAGGGUGGCGCAUCAGGGCAGGUUGCUUAUCCAAGAUGUCUAACAAGGAAGUGAAAGCGGCACUGAAAAAUGCCAGAGAGGCUAUCAAACACAAGGAAUUCAAAGAGGCUCUAAAGCACUGUAAGGCUGUGUUGAAACUUGAGAAAAACAAUUAUAAUGCAUGGGUGUUCAUCGGCUUGGCAGCAAGUGAGCUAGAGCAGCCGGACCAGGCACAGACAGCCUACAGGAGAGCUGUAGAGCUGGAGCCCGAGCAGCUGCUGGCAUGGCAGGGGUUAGCUAAUCUCUAUGAGAAAAUUGACCGUUGGGAUUUCAAAACUGAACUACCUGAUGUCUACCAGAAACUCGUUGAGCUGUAUGCAAGCUCAGAUAAAAGCAAAUGUUAUGAGGUUAUCGGAAAAUUGUCAGACAUCUAUCAGUCGGACAGAGAAUAUUUGAUGUUGGCAAAGAUUUGGCUGCGGCUCAUUCAGCUGAAAGAGGAAGAUGCUGAGGACAAUACAGAAAUACUGCGGUUAUGGCAACAGAUGACAUGUCUCCUCUCAGACUGCAUUGAUGGAGAAGGGCAGGACAAUGAAACUCAACAGCACUUGAUCACAGCUUUUGAGAAGGCCAUGGCUCUCACUGAUCCUGUCCCGGGAGAAGAACACAGGAAGCUGUCUGCUGACUACAUCAAAUGUCUUUCCAAGUUGUCACAUGAAGAGUCCAAAAUGAAAGGGGCGUGCGAAUCCAUGCUGUCCCUCUACCCAACUCAAAGUUAUCCGCUGGAGGUCCUCUGCGAUCACUAUCUCAAAACGGGUGACCAGAGUGAAGAAGCAGGCAGCAGUUUCUCUCGUCUGCUGGAGCUGGCCCCCGACAGUGGGUUAGGUCACUUGGGUCUGGGCAUCAAAGCUCUGCAGGAGGGAAAAUUUGAGCAUGCCAUUGAAGAACUGGCAAAAGGCUUGAAGAAGAUGGGCUCCAUUAUGGGAUGUUAUAACCUAGCUCAGGCCCAGCUCAAAUUGCACAGAUACUCUGACAGUGCUGCAUCCAGCUCCCAAGGCCUGAAACUGUGCGGGUCUGGAGAUGAGGAACUGAGGAUCAAGCUCCUAAAGCUGAGGCUGGAUUCCCUGGUUAGGUGUAGGGAGGAGAUCGCUGCAGACCAGGCCCUACAAACAUUUCCACAGAUUCCAGGUGCUGAAAAUGAACCAUUGCUGGUAGCAUUUAAAGGAAGAGCAUAUCUGAACAAAGGACAGAUUGAUCAAGCCCUCCAGGUGUCAUCUGAGCUACUGGCCUCCCAACCUGGCUUAGCUCAGGUUUCGGUACUGAGAGGACUAGUUCAGUUAGCCCAGGACCAGCACCAGCUGGCAGAGCAGAGUUUCCUGCAGGCAGCAGCCCUGAACCCAGACUGUGGGGAGUACUAUUUCCUCCUGGGGAAGCUCUACUGGGACAUGGGAGGAGAGACCCGCCGAGACAGGAGCAAGGCCCAUACAAAUUUGCUUAAGGCUGCCAAGCUGGACCCAUACCUUGGCAGUGUUUUCCGCUACCUGGGGCAUUACUACAGGGAGGUAGCUAUUGACCAUGGCCGGUCACGAGGCUGCUACAAGAAGGCCUUUGAGUUGGACAACAGUGAUGCUGAGUCUGGAGCUGCAUAUGUGGAUCUCAGUAUGGAGCAGGGGGAUAUGGACACUGCCUUGGUAGCGCUUCAGUCAGUAAUAGAGAAAGCCACUCCAGGCUCAGCCAAGUGGGCUUGGAUGCGACGAGGCUUAUACCACUUGAAGGUUGGCCAACAUCCACUGGCUACUGCUGAUCUGCAGGCAGCUCUUAGGGCAGAUCCUGAAGACUGGGUGUGUUGGGAGUGUUUGGGCGAGGCCUACCUGAACCGCCGGAGUUUCACGGCAGCGCUGAAGGCGUUUGGCAAAGCCCACGAGCUUCAGCCCUCUUCCAUCUACAGUGUCUACCAAACAGCGGCAAUCAAACAGACCCUGGGAAAGUUUAAAGAGGCUGCUGCAGAGUACUUACAGAUCACUAAGCAGGAAGACUACAUCCCUGCUCUCAAAGGUCUCGGGGAAUGUCAGUUGUCCUUGGCCAAAGGGUUGUUAGAAGAUUACAGAGAUGGAGGGGCCAUAGACCUCAUCCAGCAGGCUAUACAAAACCUCUUCAGGGCAGUGGAGCUGCGUCCAGACCUGUCCUGUUUGUGGAAGCUGCUGGGAGAUGCCUGCACCACCGUUAGCACUGUCUCUAGCAACAGAGCCCUGCUUGUGGUGCCCGGCCUGUUGGCUGAUUUAGAUCCCACCGCCGAGACACACACUCUCAACCAGGCCCAGACGCUCAAAGUUGGCGAGAGGUGUUAUGGGCACGCUCUGAAGCUGUUGCCUGAGGCCCCGAGCCUGUGGUAUGACCUUGGGCUCAACUACUAUCGCCAGGCCAACCUGAAGUGCCCUGCAGAGAUAGACCUGAACUACCCAGCCCUAGUCCUGGAGAAGGCUCAACAGUGUGUGAAGAAGGCUAUCAUGAUGGACAGUGGGGACCAUAGCUACUGGAAUGCCCUGGGAGUUAUUGCGAUGAGCAAAGAUCUCGAGAACUUUGCCCUGGCUCAGCAUUGCUUCAUUAAGUCCAUACAAGCUGAGGCAAAUAAUGUUGUUGCCUGGACCAACCUUGGUGCCUUGUAUUUGAAGAAGGAAAAUAUAGAGCUUUCACAUGAGGCCUUUAAGAUUGCACAGUCCUUGGAACCGCUCUAUGUAAAUUGCUGGAUCGGACAGGCACUCAUAGCAGAGACAGUUGAAAGCUACGACACGAUGGAUCUCUUCAGGCACACCACUGAGCUCAGCACACAUACAGAGGGCGUGAAGGGCUAUGCGCACUGGGUGUGUGCCACUCUGCUUGAUAAGGGCAACAGAAACUCUGAGCUGUAUCGCUAUAAUAUAGUCCAGAUGAAUGCCAUCUCCGCUGCUCAGGUUGCUCUCAGCAAAUACACAGAGAGGAUCCAGUCUGACCCUGCUGCCUUCAUCAUGUUGGGUUACCUGAAUGAGCACCUGCAGCUAAAGAAGCAGGCUGUCCAGGCUUACCAAAGGGCUGUGGAGCUGCUUCAGUCAAUGUCCUCUACAGAACAACUGGCUUUUGCUCUGGGCAGUUACGGCCGUGCAUUAUGUACCGCAGGCCAAUGGGAGGAGGCAGUGCGUGUUUACUCCUCCACUCCUCUGCAGGAGCUCUGUGAUUUGGCCGGCCUGGCUUUGGCCUACUUCAGGGCAGGACUCAUCCCACAGAGCAUUAAUGCAUAUGAGCGUGCGCUGGCUGUUGCCUCCAGUGAGAAGGAGAGAGCCUACAUCUUGACAGCCCUAGCCCUGCUGCAGCACAAGCAGGGUAACUUGGACUCAGCCAAAACUCUGCUCUUCAAAUGUUCCAUUUUGAAAGAACUAAUCCCAGAGUCUCUGCUGUGCCUGUGUGCCCUGGGUUUGGUCCAUGGCGAUACUACACUAGCCAGUGCCGCCCUAACGGAGCUGCUGAAGCAGGGCUCAGCCACAAACGGCACCGUAGAGCAGCGGUGUCUGCUCACCUGCACCUUAUUGGCCCUUCAGGGCAACUACAGUGCUGUGCAGAGAGAGGCAGCCAGAGCUGUACACAGCAAUCCAGGCAAUCCGUCUCUUUGGGCCCUACUGUCCAGACUGGUACCACAGUACUACCCCAGGAAAGCCAAUGGGGGAGCAAUGGCAGGCCAUGUAGCUUGUCUAUCCAGUAUGACUCAAGGAAAGAGGGCGCUGUUGUACAGUGGAGUGAAUCAGCUUGCGGGUGGGAGAUACUCAGGAGAAAACGUUCAUAGGAAUACACUGAGGACUAUGCAGAGAGCUGUGCUGCUUUGUCCCGAUGACCCAGCAGCAUGGGCGGGAUUGAUGGCUUCCUGUCACACAGAAAACACUGCUUGUUUGCUUUCUGGCUCUGCUCCUCGCAGAUUAGGACUGGAGAGGAUCCUGAUGUCAGUAAUUUCUGAAAAAGUGCACCAUGUGGAGGAAAUAGAGCACCCCUUAGCCCAGGCCCUUGAAAGCUGGGUGCUACAGCAGGCGGUGACUGGUCUCAUGCUUGGGGGAGAGCUGGAUCAGGCAGAGGCCCUCUGCUCCCAGGUAUUGAGCGUUUCCCCAGAGCACCCAGAAGUGUUGUUGUUGCUGAGACAGGUGCAGUGUCAGCGCCUCCUUCUGGAAGGCGGUGGUACUGCUGUAGCAGAUUCAGUACUGGAGCAGCUCAGUAGCACCGUCAUGGCUAACCCAAACAACGUUGGCGCAUGGCAUUGGUUGGCUGAGAUGUAUCGUAGCCAGGGUCUGCUGACACAAGCAGUAAUGGCUUACAGACAGAGUCUGAAAAUUGCCUUACAGUUGGGCCUGCACAGUAGCCAGCUGGCCAGCUUGCUUCGACUGGCCUUGCUGGCCCUUGGACCCUGUAUGGCUGGUGUGCCUGGUAAUGACUGGAAGAAUCUGGUUGUGGAAGCCUCUACUGAGGCACUGAAGCUGGGGUCAUCCCCUAUGGCCCUCCUCUUCCAGGCCCUGUUACAAUUUGCAACCAAAAUGGGAGCCAGGGAAACCAGGCGUCUGCUUGAGAGGCUUGUGUACUUCUCCACUCGGGAAAAUCCAGUGACAGCGGUGCAGGUGGCCAGCUGGUACCUCCUCAGACACUUGCAUGCCAAAAACGACGAGGAGCUGAUGGAUAGCCUUUUGGAGCAUGCCAAAGCAAAUGGGGACCAAAGACUGCUAGAGUUUCAUUCACUGCUCAUCUCCUCAUCAAGCUGAACAGUCCGUGAGCCAGGGCCCCAAAUUCGGGCCACCGGUACCAUCUGGGGAGAAUAAUUCUCAUGCUGGUUUUUGGCAAGUUGUACACUCCUAGUACUAGAAAAUAUGUGAUAACCUUCCAGCAGUGGCAGUUAUGUAAUAUUGGAUCAUUUUCCUCAAUAAAUAAAUGGCCAA